Humulus lupulus (European hop) is the source of this 1340-nucleotide messenger RNA. RefSeq lists its product as uncharacterized. The record is from RefSeq and is a predicted model, not a curated record. NCBI's taxonomy places the organism in Eukaryota, Viridiplantae, Streptophyta, Magnoliopsida, Rosales, Cannabaceae. The coding region runs from base 64 to 792 and encodes 242 amino acids. The transcript is spliced from 8 exons.
UCUUUUGAAAUAUCGAAUGCCCUGUAGAACAAGCGCGAAACAGAAUAGACAAGCCACUUGGUCAUGGCGGGAACAACUGGAAGUGAUUCACAGAAGCAAUUUCUUACCCUAAUUCGUAGCCUUGCUGCUGAAAAAUCACAAGGAGAACGAAGAGUAGUAGGUCUAAGGAAGCGAAUUGAGGAGCUUCGAUCCGAGCUGGAAGACGCAAAUGCAGAACUUGAAGAUGUUAAGCGCACUAAAGAAAUUACUGAGCAAGAGGUUAAGGGCUAUGAAGUUGAAUUGGCUUUGAGCGAAACAUCAAUUCAAAGUCUUAAGUCAAGGGUUUCUCUGAUUCAAGACGAAAUUACUACAGUUGGAUCUGAUUUAGAAGCACUGAAGAACAACGAAGGAGCUUUACGAGAUGAGUUUAUAAGCCGGAUGUUUGAGCUGAAUGCAAAGAUAAGGAAGUGCCAAGAGACGUUUGCCAGAAAUUUUCAUAAAGAGGGCUCCCUUGGAACUGUUGCUGAAGAAUGCUAUAAAACUUCAGUGAGGGAGCCUAACGAACUCACUUUGACAUGUCUUGAGGACACGAUAGCCCAUGUAAUUUCUCAGACAACUAAACUGGAAGAAGAAUACCGAGCAGAACAGGAAAUUCAAAAGCAGAUGCAGAAGUUCAUUGAUUGUGAGAGAAAGGUGUCUCUGAUUGAGGUCAUUAUGAAAAAAACGCGAGCAUUGCAGGAAUUGACAAGAUAUCCUAACAGAAUAUGCAUGGAAAAAUUACUUGUUGAGCACACUAUGAAACAUUCUUUGUAGAUUAAGACUUAGGAAAUUCUUCAUUGGAUAUAAUCAUAUCAUCAAAUUAUUGGUAAAUGACUUGAUAGGUAAUGUUGUGCAUACAAACGGUUUUGUGCAAGCCAUUACAGUUGAUUCCUAGGAUAAUUCCUUAUUCGAAAACUGCCAUUUCUGAAAACAAUUUGAAUGGACAACCUCCUUGAUAGCCAUAUGCUCCUUUAGUUACAAAAAGGAGAAAAAGGAAAGAAAAAAAAGUUAAGCUUCAAAAUUGUCAUCCAAAUGGAUAUUCAACUGUCAUUUUACUGAUUUUAUUUACAAAUAGAGGAAAAGGGAAAACUAUACAACUCUUUCUGGUUUUCUGUUAUAACUAAUAUUUUUGAGCUUAUUCUCUGACUAUAAUUCAUGACCUACUGAAAUUGUCCUUGACUGGAAAUAAGCAGACUUCUGAAUUAGAACAGGUGUACGCUUCCAUUGGUGAGGAGUUGCAGAGAAGAUGCAUUUGUCCCAACUGUCAUUUGGAAAAUGUCGACUUCUUGGGUGGAAUUCUUCAGCCAAAUGAGACAAGUUAA